AUGCUCGCGCCCUCUUUGAUUGCGAACGGGAUCCCUGUUCAGCAGCGCAUUCAGGCCAGUUGCGCGCUGCGUUGCGGCGGGGCCGCGUUGCUGGAGGAGGCGGUCGAGGCGUGCUCGUCAGUGCUCGAGGGCGGCGGCGGCCCGCAGGCGGCGCAGGCACUCUUUCGCCGCGCCAUUCCGGCGGCCGCAGCAGGGGGCGGGUCGCGGCUCGCAGCCGCGGACCUGCUCCAGGCAGCGCGAUGCGACCUCCAGGAGGCGGGCAUGCUGGAGCCGCGGAACGGCCGCUUUGCGGCUGCCCUCGCGCAGG
This is a messenger RNA of Prorocentrum cordatum, 307 nucleotides long. Lineage: Eukaryota; Dinophyceae; Prorocentrales; Prorocentraceae. The record is from the annotation of a GenBank genome assembly.